Pelobates fuscus (common spadefoot toad) is the source of this 2715-nucleotide messenger RNA. It is a transcript of the gene KRCC1, whose product is annotated as lysine rich coiled-coil 1. The transcript is spliced from 7 exons. NCBI's taxonomy places the organism in Eukaryota, Metazoa, Chordata, Amphibia, Anura, Pelobatidae. The record is from RefSeq and is a predicted model, not a curated record. Bases 62 to 1672 code for a protein of 536 amino acids. Gene Ontology annotation, molecular function: nucleic acid binding; zinc ion binding.
CGUUUGGCGGAGUCCUGCAGGAGGGUGGGGGAGUUAGAGGGAGAUACCGAGUGCCUGUAACAUGGCGUCGGAGGGUGCCAUCAUCCCGCAGCUAGUGGAGAGUAUAACACAGAGCAGCCCCGCUGCCAGUUGUAGCGUGCCCAUGGCGGGGGGUGACAUUAGUAGUAAUGUACAGACAGAGCUGGUCUUGGAUGAAAAAACAAAAAAGGAACUUUUCACAGACACGUUUUGUAGGGUGUGCGGUGCUGUCCUGCAGUUUGAAUCCCACAGAAUAUCACAUUAUGAGGGCAAGAAACAUGCACAGAAAGUCCGCCUUUACAUUCAGAACAUGGACCUUGAAGAAACCCCAUCAAAAAAUCAAAACUUAGAUCAGCCUGAUUCUCAAGUGGAUGGCAACUCUUCAAUUGACAAAAACAAAUUCUGCAGUCUUUGCAACAUGGUCUUUAGUUCAAAAGUGGUGGCCCAGUCACAUUAUGUUGGGAAGAUCCAUGCCAAGAGACUUCGGCAACUCACUGGAGAAUCAUUUGAAUGGAUGCCACAGACCGAUCAAGCCAACAGUGCCAUGUCACCGAAUACACCCCAGGCAGACACAGAGUCAAGUCAACUGGAAGCAAGUACAGAACAACACUCCUUGCCUGAUAACGAGAUUGAUCUAAAUGACCCAAACAAGUACUGCAAACUCUGCUGCGCUUCUUUCAAUAAAUCAAUGGUAGCCCAGCAACACUACAAUGGGAAGAAACAUGCAAGGAAUGAGGCCCGGAGGAGAAUGAUGGAACGAAUGGAGAAGGCUGGCGUGGAAUCUACUGUGAACGAUGGAAAUUAUGUGUGUCCAAUCUGCAGUAUUACUCUUACAUCAAUAGAGAUGUACCAGUCUCACAUGCAAGGGAAUAAGCAUCAGAUUAAAGAAAACAUAGUUGCUAAUUUAAUGAAGACAUCAAAUAAAUCUUAUGAUUCUUUUCAAGAUGAGUUGGCAGACUACAUAAAAGUACAAAAGGCCAGGGGAUUGGAGCCUAAAACCCAGUUUAGACAGGAAAAGGAUCAGUAUGACAGUGGUGAUGAAGAGGAAUUAGAGGACAGGCCUCCGCUAAGGCAUACAAACUCUAAGAUGAGCGUCCCCUAUAAAUAUAUUGAUCACCAUUCCAUUCCUUAUGCACCAUUUAAUUCAUCUUACCCGGAUGAUCAACGGAAAGCUGCUUGGAAAGCACGCUGGGAAGCUUCCCAAUCUCAAAAUCUAAACAAGGCCGCAUACUUUAAAAUGCAGAACACCAGACACAAUAUUCAUGCCUCGUCCAGUCAGGGUUCCAGCGAUGACUAUAAAGGGUCUUCUUCAGAUGAUAGUGAUAGUUCCCAUCGUAGAGAUAAAAGGCACAAAAGGAAACAUCACAAAGAAAGCAAACACAGAACUGGCACCAAAAUCAAACAAGAGGAAGAGGCUCCUGAGAAGAAGAAGAGGAGACUUGAGGAUGAAUAUUCUGGAAAAGAGGAGGAGAAACAAGAAUGCAGGAAAGAGGAAGUUGAGAUAACUGUGGACAAAUCUAAACAGAAGAAGGAGAAGAAGAAAAAAGAGGAACAGUCUGACAGAGAUAGCAAAAAACACAAGAAAGUAAAGAAAGAGGGGGACCAAAGAACAGAAGAGGAAAUCCUCUGGGACGAAUCCAUACUGGGAUUUUGAAACUCACAAUCUCAGUAGAGGAGAAGUCAAAUUCUUGUAGUGUGUCAAGUCUUGAGCAGAAAAAAAAGAAGUCUAAAAAAAUAAAUACGUUUAUAUAAAACUUGCACAUUCAUGACAAAAUCAUGAAUUUAGUAACCAGGGAAAUUUAACUCAACCAGAGGACAUUUAACAUUUUAGCAGUGUGAUAAUCAAGCUGUGAAAGAGGCUUGUACAGAAUAGUAGCUGGGUCUUGAAUUUGUAUUGUAUUUUGCAAAUUUGUCUUAUGUAAAAUGUUUAAUUUAUUUAUUUUUUUUCUUUUUAUUUACUGAUAUUUCUAGGUGGUAGCUUUUCUUUUUUUCUAGGAAACUAACAUUUCCUUACUACACGCGUUAUACUCGAACAUGUCGGCUGCUAUACAGAAAAAAAGUAAAUUGUAUAAGAAUAGUGUAAAUCUAUAUAUUUACUCACAAGCAAGUUGAGGACAUUUUCUAUUGGUAAAAUAACCAUCUUGGAGUUGCCAUUGUCACACUUUGUGUUUCUUAACCAGUAAUUUUUACAGUUUAAUUUUUAUAUUCUGAAAAUAUGCUAUGCUGGUUAUUUCUAAAAUUUAACACAUAUAUAUAUAUAUAUAUACUCUAUUUGUCAUUCUUUCCACCAUAUUGUGUCCUUUCCUACCUCUGUCAAAAAUAUUUCUUGGCACUCUACAAAGUAAACCUGUUAAAACGAUUAUGGCGAGCCAAAAAAGAGAUUGAAAGCAAUUUGAACUGUUCGUAUAUAGGGACCAAAAACGAAAUAAACAUUAGCAGGGCUAUUCACUAUAGAGUGGUUUGCUGUGGAUGCCAAGUGAUUUAAACAUUUUAGGUUUAAGUAGCAGAACACAAAGCAUAUCUGGGUAUUUUAUUCCAGUUUGCCUACAUUGCCUGAAAUAUUCACACCUGCAGGCCUCUAAAAUUAUGUCAUGAUAUGUUAAUGCAAUGUACCCACCAAAGACUUGAAAACAGUUAACCUUUGUUACAAAUGAGGUUGAAAAUAGUAAAUAACAACCCGUAUGUUUGCUUUUUGGA